This is a messenger RNA of Saccharomyces kudriavzevii IFO 1802, 396 nucleotides long. RefSeq names its product phosphatase regulator (gene IGO2). The transcript has a single exon. The record is from RefSeq and is a predicted model, not a curated record. The coding region runs from base 1 to 396 and encodes 131 amino acids. Gene Ontology annotation, molecular function: protein phosphatase inhibitor activity. Gene Ontology annotation, cellular component: cytoplasm. NCBI's taxonomy places the organism in Eukaryota, Fungi, Ascomycota, Saccharomycetes, Saccharomycetales, Saccharomycetaceae.
AUGUCAGAGGACCUUUCACCUACAAGCAGUAGGGUAGACUUGAGCAAUCCUCACGGAUUUACCAAAGAGGGAGUGGAUUUAUCGAAAUUGUCACCCCAAGAACUGAAACUCUACAAAAUGUACGGGAAGCUUCCAUCCAAGAAAGAUCUGUUGAGGCAUAAAAUGCAAGACCGCCAAUAUUUUGACAGCGGUGAUUAUGCGUUGAAGAAGGCCGGUGUUAUCAAAUCCGACGAUGUUAUCGUAAAUAAUUCCAGCAAUAAUCUACCAGUCACCAACCCCAGCGGUUUAAGGGAGUCUAUUAUCAGAAGACGCAUGAGUAGUAGUAGCGGUGGCGGUUCCAUUUCGAGGCAAGGAAGCAUCUCAAGUGGGCCUCCACCAAGAUCUCCAAAUAAAUAA